AUGCACAGUUUCAAUAAAACUACUGUGGUCACACAGUUUAUCCUGGUGGGCUUCUCUAGCCUAAAGGAGCUCCAACUGUUGCUUUUUGUCCUCUUCCUGCUCUUGUACCUGACAAUUCUGCUGGCCAAUGCCACCAUCAUGGUGGUCAUCCGCUUCAGUCGAACUCUGCAUACCCCUAUGUAUGGGCUUCUCUUCAUCCUUUCCUUCUCAGAGUCCUGCUAUACCUUUGUAAUCAUCCCACAGCUGCUGGUCCACCUACUGUCAGCUACCAAGACCAUUUCUUUCACAGCCUGCACCACCCAACUUUUCUUUUUCCUCGGCUUUGCCUGUACUAACUGCUUCCUCAUUGCUGUGAUGGGCUAUGAUCGUUAUGUGGCCAUCUGCCACCCCCUGAGAUACACACUCAUUAUGAACAAGACAUUUGGCUUGGGACUGGUUUCCCUGUCAGCCUUCACUGGUUUCUUGAUUGCUCUGGUAGCCACCAACCUCAUCUGUGAGAUGCCCUUUUGUGGCCCCAACAAGGUCAACCACUAUUUCUGUGACAUGGCACCUGUGAUUAAGCUAGCCUGCACAGACACCCAUGUGAAAGAACUGGCUCUCUUUAGUCUCAGCAUCCUGGUUAUCAUGGUACCCUUUCUGUUAAUUCUCAUCUCCUAUGGCUUCAUCCUGAAUACCAUCCUAAAGAUUCCUUCUGCUGAGGGCAAGAGGAAAGCCUUUGCCACUUGUGCCUCUCACCUCACUGUUGUCUUUGUCCACUAUGGCUGUGCCUCCAUCAUCUAUCUACGACCCAAGUCCAAGUCAGCUUCAGACAAGGAUCAGCUGGUGGCAGUGACCUACACUGUUGUGACUCCCCUCCUUAAUCCUCUUGUCUAUAGUCUGAGGAAUCAGGAGGUGAAGACUGCCCUGAAAAGAGUUCUGAGAAAGUCUGUUAACACUAAGGGAGGUUAA
Erinaceus europaeus (western European hedgehog) is the source of this 948-nucleotide messenger RNA. Its product is annotated as olfactory receptor 10T2. The record is from RefSeq and is a predicted model, not a curated record. Bases 1 to 948 code for a protein of 315 amino acids. Gene Ontology annotation, biological process: G protein-coupled receptor signaling pathway. Gene Ontology annotation, molecular function: olfactory receptor activity; G protein-coupled receptor activity. The transcript has a single exon. NCBI's taxonomy places the organism in Eukaryota, Metazoa, Chordata, Mammalia, Eulipotyphla, Erinaceidae. Gene Ontology annotation, cellular component: membrane.